This is a messenger RNA of Monascus purpureus, 285 nucleotides long. Lineage: Eukaryota; Fungi; Ascomycota; Eurotiomycetes; Eurotiales; Aspergillaceae. The record is from the annotation of a GenBank genome assembly.
AUGGCUUCCGAAAAGAAAGAAAAGCUGGAAGCGCAAAUCAAGGCCGUUGAUAUGACGGAAGAGAUGCAGCAAGAGGCUAUCGAAGUUGCUACGGAGGCGAUGGACAAAUUUCAUAUUGAGAAGGAUAUUGCCCAGUACAUAAAGAAAGAAUUCGAUCAGCGCAAGGGAGCAACAUGGCAUUGUGUAGUAGGGAGGAACUUCGGAAGCUUUGUUACGCAUGAGACGAAACACUUUAUCUACUUCUAUCUCGGACACUGCGCAAUCCUGCUUUUCAAGACCCAAUAA